This is a messenger RNA of Lucilia sericata (common green bottle fly), 1134 nucleotides long. Its product is annotated as probable transcriptional regulatory protein Teth514_1449. The coding region runs from base 71 to 940 and encodes 289 amino acids. Gene Ontology annotation, cellular component: mitochondrion. Lineage: Eukaryota; Metazoa; Arthropoda; Insecta; Diptera; Calliphoridae. The transcript has 4 exons. The record is from RefSeq and is a predicted model, not a curated record.
AUGCUAUAGCAAUCAGCUGUUGCAUUGACUUCACCUUGUAAGUGCACCUUGACUCGGUUGAUUGCGAAACAUGUUGUCAAUAGUUAAAAAGUGCAGCGGUAAUUUCUUAAAAUUAAAAUCGUUAAGUAUAGGUUGUACGUUGACUGUAAAAAACAUUUCAACGGCUAAAUAUGCUCUUUCGGCGGGACACUCAAAAUGGGCUAAUAUUCGACAUAUUAAGGCUGCAAAAGAUGGACAAAAAGCAGCACUUUUUACAAAAAUUUCUCGGCAGAUAAGACUAGCAAUACAAGAUGGUGGAAGUGCUGAUCCUUCACUAAAUUCCCAAUUGAAGAGCGUUAUUGACGAAGCGCUUCGAAAAAAUAUGCCUAUGACUACCAUUCAAAACAAUAUACAAAAAUGUAAGCAGAAUAAAAAUGAAUUAAAAAGAUACAAACUAGAUCUGCGAUACAAGCAAAAGGUGUUUGCCGUCUGUAUCAUUUACACAGACAAUUACCCAGGUGUAAAAAUGGAUAUGGCAACCAUAUUAAGGAAAUCAGGUGCUACUAUUUUAGAUGCAAAUCAUCUCUUUGAGGAAAUUGGGCUCAUACAAGCAGUAAUUGAUAAAUCACGAUUAAAUGAUUGCAGUGACUUUGAAGAUGUAGUGACGGAAGAUGCAAUUAUGUGUGGAGCGGAAGAAGUUGAAAUUAUGGACAAAGAAAAUGGUGUUGUCAAUUUUAUUUGUAGACCAUUUGAAAUAAUGUCUCUUCGAAAAUCCAUUGAAGCAAGUGGUUAUGUGAUUGAUAACACUGAACACAUUUAUAUUCCUUUGAAUAUUGUGGAUUUGCUUCCAGAUGAAUCAAUAGACUAUCAAAAGUUUAUUGCAAAACUUAAAGAAAUACCCGGCGUUGAAGAAAUAUAUGACAAUAUUAACCACGAGGACCACAAUGAUAUAAAAAAAUAAUUAUGAAAUAUUAUGUAUCGAGAGCUUCUUUUAUUCAAAAUUAUUUUUAAAAUGCUGUGUUUUCAAAUAAAUAUUUGUACAAAUAAAUAUAAUAUCAGGGUUAAUAUCGCAAGCUAAUCAUGUACAUAAAUAAACUAGAGGUUAUAUUUUUUGAUUUUAAUUGAAUAAAAUAAAUUUGAAAAACUUAAACUAAA